AUGUUAUUACUUCUUUUUGCUGCAGUAUCGUGCCAAGUUUUUACUUGUAUGCAUGAUAUCCACAUGAACAGUGAACUUCGUAAGAGCGAACCAGAGUCGCUUCGCAAUCUUCACGAUAUAACAGCUGCUCUUAAUCCAGAUGGAACCAAUCCAACAAAUUCAACUAAUGAUACUCUCCCAGCACACAAUCAUCUUAGAAUUCACUUCAAUAUGGAUUCGAUUAAUGAUACAUCAAAAGAUAACCAACAAUGCACUGCUGAAGGACAUCCACAAACUAAAUGUCAGAAAACCGAUGUUUUGAACCAAGCCAAGCGCGAUAUCAUUUAUUCUACAUUCACGUACGUUGAACGGUAUUUGAGUGAAAAUAUUAAUGUUACAGAUUGGGCAAGGAGUAAUGACAAACCAUGCGAUCUCGAAAUCGAAGUCUAUGCUCGAGGUGGCAGUUUCGGUGCUAAAUCCAGCGGUCUUGCCUUUGCAAGUUCAUCUCACUAUCAUCAACAAUCACAAAGACCUAUCUCUGGCACUAUCACAGUUAACCCAUCAAAGUUACCUUCUGAACCACAAACAAUUGAAUCCGGUGAUCGCCAGUUCAUUAUGACCGUCAUUCAUGAACUGAACCAUAUUCUCUCAUUCAGUUCAUCAUUGUUCGGCAAAUGGCAUCCAAAUGGUCGAAAUCAAACAGAAAACAAGAAAGUUCUCCACUACACCAAUGAUAACGGUGUCGAGAUCAGCGAAAGCGACUACACAUCAUACAAUAGCACAUUAGUUCCACACAAGUACGUCAGAUCCUAUCGCCUUACUAAAUGGGUCAAUGAUAGAUUCCAUGUUUUAAAUCACGCACUCAUUGGACUUGGUCUUGAAAUUGAAGACUCCGGUGGUUCCGGUACAGCUGGUUCCCAUCCAAACGAAAAGCUUUUCUUCACAGAUCUCAUGCAAGGUAGAACAUACGGUCCAGGCUGGCUUUCACCAAUCUUCUACAACACAUUGUUAGAUACCGGAUGGUAUGUUCCAUCCCCAAACCUCAUCGAAGACCUCAUUUACUUAGAUGACAAAUUCAAUACAAAGAUCUCAGUAAACGAGUCAAUUCUUUUGAAACCACCACAGCGUUCUAUUCCUCUUCCAUACCAAUGCCAAUCAACCUCUCUCCAGGCUUGCUUCUACGAUUACACAUGGACAGGCACAUGCUCACUUGUUCCAUGGAACGAUCCAGAAAAAGUUGAACCGGAAGACAGGAAUAAAAAAGACUGGUACAAUCCAAACGAACAAUCACUUGUCGGCCAGGAUAACAUGCUUGAUUACGCAAACUUAGUUCUUCCAUGGUAUUCAUGCAGAUCAACAGGUGACAAUGGUUUGAAGCGUAUGGUUGAGUUCGAACCAGACUACAACUACUCCAAGUAUGGUGAAGCAUUCUUACCGAACUCAACAUGCGCAAUGUCCACACUUCAACAAGGUUUCACAGGCAGCUUGCUUUCAACAUCAAGAUGCUACGAAGCAUGGUGUGGUACAGAUAACAGAGUCAGAUUGAUUGUCAACGGUGAAGAGUACUACUGCAAGAAAGAUGGUCAACAAGCCAAGUUCUCUGGUUUCGCAGGCUCCAUUACAUGCCCACCUGCCGCUCAAGUCUGCGCAAACAGAAAAUUAAAAGAGAUAUUUGGUGUUACAUCUCUCUUCCCAGAUCGUGGACCAAUCGAUGGACAGAACUUAGUCGCCAUCGUUGGUAACAAUUAUAAUAAUUACCAAAAUGUCACAAUUACACUCGGUACAGUUCCUUGCGAAAUCAAGGUUUACAAGGAUAACUACAUCCUUUGCAAGCUUCAAAAGCCAGAUGAUACUACACAGAAGUUAAUCAGAGAGAAGUCUAAUAUAUUGAAGCAGACACUUGACACAAACACUGAAAAGAAUGAGUACAGAAUGUUCAAGGCAUUCUACGUUGUAAAGUCUACAAAUAACAGAACUAACACUACUUAUCCAGAUUCAUACUACUUCACAAAGAGGAAGUAUGACACAGGAAUGAAGGACUAA
Molecule: messenger RNA, 2022 nt
Organism: Trichomonas vaginalis G3
Lineage: Eukaryota; Parabasalia; Trichomonadida; Trichomonadidae
Product: regulation of choline O-acetyltransferase protein
Exons: 1
Coding region: 1-2022 (673 amino acids)
Biological process (GO): proteolysis; cell adhesion
Cellular component (GO): membrane; cytoplasm
Molecular function (GO): metalloendopeptidase activity
Source: RefSeq, a predicted model, not a curated record